GCAGCUAGCCGUCAAACAAUGUUCGCCAGGAUGCAAACGACACUCUAGGAUACGAACAGGUCCUUGCACAAUUUUUUUUCUAUCGGUAAACAAAGUUCUUUCCGGGAGGUAUUCGACGCGGAAGGACUCGGCCGCUAGUAUGAGCUUCACGUUUCGCAACAGUGUCCUGCUGCACUACAUCGUCCUAUGCACUACGCUUAUGCACGGUCCCGUUCCAACGGUUGGUGCAAAGGGACCCCAUCACCCGGGCGGUGACUUUAGCCACAAGGCUGAAAAACAUCACCUGGACGACCAUUUGCAACCGGAGCGGGAACAUCUCGAAGAUGACUUGAAACGUUUACCCAUCGGCGAGCAAAGUCUGACGGAAAUGUCGGAGGACGAGAAAAACUUUUACUACUUCAAGCUGCACGAUUCGGACAACAAUGAUAAUCUGGAUGGGCUGGAAAUGUUACACGCAGCUACCCAUCACCAUAGCAAACCUGAGGGACAGCUGCACGGUAUCGAACGCGGUUCGAAGGACACGGCAGACGAUCGGGGACCGUUUCUGGAGGAUGAAGAAUUUAAUCAUAUCAUUGAGGUUAUCGAUGAUUUCAUCGAGUUUGCCGAUACGGAUAAAAAUGGACUGUUAAACUAUCCCGAGUACAUCAACGCAAUCAAUCUAAACGAUCCCAACGGCACACCGACAACGGCGGCUACCCCGAAUGAAACACACCCGCAUCAGCACACAACAAGUGCGGACAUUCCUACCGAAGUGUCGAAUAAGAACGAAAGUGAUGCUUAAUAAAAUCUAAGGCCAAACUA
Molecule: messenger RNA, 801 nt
Organism: Anopheles stephensi (Asian malaria mosquito)
Lineage: Eukaryota; Metazoa; Arthropoda; Insecta; Diptera; Culicidae
Product: multiple coagulation factor deficiency protein 2 homolog
Exons: 3
Coding region: 140-781 (213 amino acids)
Molecular function (GO): calcium ion binding
Source: RefSeq, a predicted model, not a curated record